UUUAGAAGUAAAGUAGUAGUCCAAUGGCGAAGCUCAUUACCUUGUUCCUGCUCAAACUAUUUCUAUUUUGCUUCCUACCAAGAUCAAAUGCAGUCUAUGAUGUGCUAAAUUUUGGAGCCAAAGCUGAUGGGAAGACCGACUCGGCGCAACCAUUCCUCAAAGCUUGGAAGGCGGCAUGCCGGUCGUCUUCCCCCGCCACCCUCUAUGUGCCUGCCGGGAGUUUCCUGCUAAGCCAAGCCAGCUUCAAUGGCCCAUGUAAGAACACUGCGAUCAAGUUUUCGAUCGAUGGCACGAUCGUCGCACCUUCGAACUACAAGAAGUUAGGUGCCUCUGGGAAAUGGAUUGAGUUUAAUGACGUCGAGGGUGUGACAAUCAGCGGCGGUAAACUCGACGGAAGAGGGGCAGAUCUAUGGACCUGCAAACAUGAUGGCCGGAGCUGCCCAAGUGGUGCAACUUCACUGACCUUCAGCGACUCGAAGAAUAUUGUGAUCAAUGGCCUAUCGUCGAUCAACAGCGAGCUGUACCACAUUGUCAUCCUUGGCUGCCAAGGAGUAAGGGUUCAAGGUGUUUACAUCGAAGCGGCAGGGAACAGCCCGAACACAGAUGGCAUCCAUGUUCAGAUGUCCACCGGCGUCAGCAUAGUUCAGGCCACCAUCAGGACCGGGGAUGACUGUGUCUCCAUUGGUCCUGGCACCUCCAACCUUUGGAUUGAGCGUGUGUUCUGUGGACCAGGGCAUGGCAUCAGCAUUGGGAGCUUAGGCAAGGAGGGGGAGGGACUCCAGGAGGAAGGCGUGAAGAACGUGACUGUAAAAUCUGUCAUGUUUGCAAACACUCAAAAUGGAGUUAGGAUUAAAACGUGGGGAACAAACGUUCGUGGCUAUGUGAGAGGAGUUGUCUUUUUUGAUGCAUUUAUGCAAAAUGUCCAAAAUCCUAUCAUCAUUGAUCAAAACUAUUGCCCUGGAAAUAAAGAUUGCCCUGACAAGAACUCGAGAAUUGGGAUCAGUGAUGUGAAGUACAAACACAUUCGAGGGACUUCGGCAACAAAAGUGGCUGUGAAUUUUGAUUGUAGUCCAAGCAAUCCAUGCAAUGGAAUUAGAUUGAAGAACAUUAAGCUCACCCAUGAAAACCAACGGGCAAAAUCCUCUUGCAAGAAUGCUUAUGGAAUUGCCACUGGUUCUGUCAUCCCACCAAGUUGUCUUUGAUGCCACCAAUAUUAUGCUAUUGGUCUAGGAUAUACUUGUGGAUUGGGUAGUCUGUGCAUUGGCCAGUUCAAGCCGACCCCCAAUUGCCACUAUUUCUUCUAUUUUGCUUUUGUACUCUACUUAUUGCACACAGAAAUUUGCUUACACUUUCUUUGAGGUUA
Molecule: messenger RNA, 1363 nt
Organism: Elaeis guineensis (African oil palm)
Lineage: Eukaryota; Viridiplantae; Streptophyta; Magnoliopsida; Arecales; Arecaceae
Source: RefSeq, a predicted model, not a curated record